Messenger RNA from Homalodisca vitripennis (glassy-winged sharpshooter), 588 nucleotides. Its product is annotated as palmitoyltransferase PFA3-like. The transcript has a single exon. Gene Ontology annotation, biological process: protein targeting to membrane; peptidyl-L-cysteine S-palmitoylation. Bases 1 to 588 code for a protein of 195 amino acids. Gene Ontology annotation, molecular function: protein-cysteine S-palmitoyltransferase activity. Gene Ontology annotation, cellular component: endoplasmic reticulum; Golgi apparatus. NCBI's taxonomy places the organism in Eukaryota, Metazoa, Arthropoda, Insecta, Hemiptera, Cicadellidae. The record is from RefSeq and is a predicted model, not a curated record.
AUGCCCACGUGCAAGACCUACAAGCCGCCGAGGUCGCACCACAGCAUCAACAAGGGGUGCUGCUACCUCAAGUUCGACCACUACUGCGACAUCUUCGACAUCUGCAUUGGGUUCCACAACUACAAGGCAUUUUACCAAUUUCUCAUUAUCAACCUCAUCUCCACUGCCUACUUCAUAACCUUCGUGGGCAGGGACCUGUUUGCGGGCACCACCCGACAAAACGUGCGGAAGGCAAACUAUAUAAUCUCGCUCUCCCUGUUCUUCAUCAUGGGGCUUGUCAACGGCUACUUCUUCGUGUUUCACACCUGGCUCAUAAGCAACAAUGAGACCACCGUCGAGUACAGGGCAAUCAACGCCUACCUCAGAGGAGACUACAGCUACAGCCACGUGUUCCAGGAGGGGCCAAUCAAGGUCUAUAGCACGUCCAGAGACCGGAAAACACUGAAUCCAUACAACCUGGGCCUUAAGAGCAACUGGAUAGAGGUCUUUGGGAGGAGCGCCUUCGAGUGGUUUUCCCCGAAACUUUCGUCGCUGGGCAAACGGGACCUCCUUCAGGGACAAAUGAAAGCGUAUGACAAACGAGGAUGA